AUGGCACCAACUCAGCUCUCCCCAUCCGCCUUGCUGUACACUCCCGCUGUCACUGAUUCCGAAUCCACUGUCAGCUCUCGCAAUGCGCCAAAGCUGGUCAUUCUGACUACUUGGAUCUUUGCCCGCCGUGACCACAUUGCCAAGUAUGUCGAACAGUACCAGGCAUUGUACCCAGGGGCCACGAUCCUUGUCAUCGAGUCGUUUCUGUACCAUUUCUUACGGCCAUUCACCCUACGAGAAGAGCUGACGCCCGUUAUUCCUGUCAUCCGAGGCAUCCUCGGUGAUGGAGCAAACCAAACCGGCAAGCCACAGCUGCUGUUGCACGUCUUCUCCAACAGUGGCCUAGGCACAUCAUGGGUGCUGAGAAAUGUAUACCAAACAGAGAGCCCUGCCAAUGAAAAAGGCAUCUUGCCGCAGCAUGCCACCAUCUUCGACUCGUCGCCUGGUCGUUACGACUACUGGGCGGUCGUCGCGGCGUUGCUCUACGGCAUCCCACCAAGCGCCUGGCUGCAACGUAUUGCCACCAUGCCGCUCGCUCACAUGCUCAGCGGAGGCAUUUGGGUGUGGUGCCGCGUGUUCGGGGGCGAGGACUGGGUCUUGAGAUAUGCUCAGGCGGCCAACAACCCGUCCCGAGUGGACGAGGUGUGUCGGGCUUACGCCUUUGGCAGAGCUGACCGGCUGGUCCCGGCCCACUGGGUUGAGGCCCAUGCUGCGGAUGCCACUGUGCAAGGGUUUAAUGUCAAGCAAAUGGUCGAUUUCGGCACGAAAAGUGCUCAUGUGGCUCAUGCGAGGACCGACCCAUCACGGUACUGGGCGUUGGUGGCUGACACUUGGAAGUCCGCCGUGCAUGAUACCAAGCUCUAG
Molecule: messenger RNA, 864 nt
Organism: Clonostachys rhizophaga
Lineage: Eukaryota; Fungi; Ascomycota; Sordariomycetes; Hypocreales; Bionectriaceae
Source: the annotation of a GenBank genome assembly